Molecule: messenger RNA, 974 nt
Organism: Schistocerca piceifrons (Central American locust)
Lineage: Eukaryota; Metazoa; Arthropoda; Insecta; Orthoptera; Acrididae
Exons: 8
Coding region: 153-974 (273 amino acids)
Biological process (GO): positive regulation of Rho protein signal transduction
Molecular function (GO): actin binding
Source: RefSeq, a predicted model, not a curated record
GCGGCAGCUGUGGUCAAAACAGACACGGCGCAGCACACACUGGCGGUACACCUGCUGCAGGUCCGUGCGGGGGGUGUAGCUUGUUAGUGUGCGUCACACCUGCGCCGAGGCAGCGGCUGGAGUCUCCAGAGGCCGCUGAAGACGAGCGAGUCAUGGACGACGACGAACACCACCCGGAGCUGGAGAACAUGGCGCGCUUGGGUGUGCCGGGCGAGGAGCCACGCCGGCGGCGCAGCAGCAGCCCGCGCCUGCUGGACCGCGUGCAGCUGUUCGACCGCGUGGCGCAGGAGCACGCCGAGUCGCAGGCCACCAACCCCUUCUCCGACCACUUCCAGGGCCGCGUCUCGCCUCGGCCCGACGACCCCGACUACGGCAAGCCGAAGGCUGGGUCCAAGACGGAGCUGCGAGGCAAGAAGGCGUCAUCGCAGGUGCACAAGGAGAUGCUGGAGCUGUGCACCAUCAUCAGCGAGCACGGCGAGCCGCUGGAGGGCGGCGGCGCCGUCAUCUUGUUCGGCGAGCUCUUCCAGCUACUUAGAAGUGCAAUCAUGAACCACAAAAACGCUAACUGGACAGAGAAAGAGGAAACAAAUGAGGUCAAUGUUUACUCAUCAAGUGUGAAAAUGAAACAAGACUUGGAUGAGGAUGUGAAUCAAGAGUUUGUUGAAGAUCCGCUAAUGACUGAAAAUCCUAGUCUGAAAAUAAAGCAAGACCCAGACUUGAAACACAAUGUCAGUGGCUCUGGACAUGAUAAUUCUAUGAAUGUGCAUCUCAGCACCAUACUGGAAGCCAAGAGAGAAUGCUACAAACCACUCCCACUGUACACACUGGUGCCCAAGAAGGAGCUGCUUCUUGGCGAUCCAUUGGGAAUCUCUUGGCCCACUGAUUAUAUCAAGGAGGAUCCCAAACUUAAUUUAGAAGUGGAUGAAACCGAGAAUAUUGUAAGCAUUCACUUUUCUGAUUUUGCAUGUUGUUAA